This is a messenger RNA of Chelmon rostratus (copperband butterflyfish), 2252 nucleotides long. It is a transcript of the gene ftcdnl1, whose product is annotated as formiminotransferase cyclodeaminase N-terminal like 1. NCBI's taxonomy places the organism in Eukaryota, Metazoa, Chordata, Actinopteri, Chaetodontiformes, Chaetodontidae. The coding region runs from base 207 to 1190 and encodes 327 amino acids. The record is from RefSeq and is a predicted model, not a curated record. Gene Ontology annotation, molecular function: transferase activity; folic acid binding. The transcript is spliced from 6 exons.
CGCUGCAGCUGCAGUAAAGUUGUGCUCCGUUUGCAUUUGCAUGCAGAAAUCGGUGAAUUGCGCAUUUUCCCGGUGGUACAAUACCAGAGAAUACACUGCACGUGUCAGUUCUGAAAGACCGUUCAAUAUAACGCAAGUAAUUACUGGCCGUUCCUCAGCUGGUCAUUGCGCAGCAGACAAAGACAGAUUAUUGCUGUUGCGGAAACAUGGCCUCGCCUUCUCUGGGUAGACGACUGGUGGCUUGUCUUCUCAACGUUUCUGAGGCUCGCAGGAAAGACCUGGUGGAGACUGUGGCCAAGGCCGCCUUAUACGACACUGAAGGAGCAAGACGGGAGGGGACGGCAGUGCUGAACAUCUUUAAUGACCACGACUACAACCGCUCUGUCCUCACCAUCGUGGCCAGUAUCGACUUUAUUGGGGAGGCGGUUCUGUCUGCAUGUGAGAAGGCCUGUGGGCUGAUAGACAUGCGUGCUCACAUGGGGGUCCACCCAUGUAUGGGUGCUGUGGACCUCAUACCCAUCUACCCCCUGGGGGAGGAGGUGGGAGUGGAGGACUGUGCUAAAGCGGCUCGGGCUGUGGCUCAGGGACUCACAGAGCGGGUCCAGGGCACCAGCGCCUUCCUGUUUGGCUGGGCAGACUCCCCCCUUCAGCGGGGGCUGGCUCAGAGGAGGAAGGAGAUGGGCUGGUUUCAGAAGACGCCAGACUUGCAGGCGAUCAGGCCCGACAUGGGGCCGCAGCCACAGAAACGAUUCGGCCUCACAGGUGUUGGGGCCAGUCCGUACGUCAUGAACUGCAACGUCACUAUCGACACGCAGGACAUCGGCAUGGGGCGCGGCAUCGCCACAGCCAUCAGAGAGUCGACCCCGGGGGGCUUGCCUGGGGUGCAGGUGCUGGCUUUGCCACAUGAGGGCGCUGUGGAAAUCGCCUGUAAUGUGGAAAGCGUGAAGGGUAGUCAUGUGACUGCAGGUGAACCGUGGCCGUCUUUCAGCUUCGGCGGUCAGCCUUACUGUCAUGCUCCAGCAUCCCUCAUCACGGCGAGGGUCACAGAGCUCGCAGGGAGGCAGGGGGUACACACGAAGGGCACUGCAUUAGUGGGGUUCACCCCCCGUGAGUGCAGGGGCCUGGCAGAGUUCGCACUGACUCAGGGGAUUGCAGAGUUCUGGAGAGAGCAGCGCAGGAUCCGUAUGUGAAAAUGAAUCAUCGCCAAAACCAGUUAAACCUCAAGCAAAAGUGCAUCAUCUCUGUCUGCUGUCACUUUAAAUAUCAUGAGAACUGACCAUUUGCUACGCCCUGCCCCCCCUCUGUUACCACUGCUGCCCUGGCCAGCUUUCCAUCCCAAUGCUGCACAUGUGCAGUACGUUGUACCGGACACUGCAGUGCAGUGGCAGGUUCAACACACAACACUGCUGCUAGCUGAUUUUAUUUGCUGCGGUUAGCUAGAGUUAGCUGAUUAACCACGCUAACUGCUAUGUUGGUAGCAACUUUGUCUUUAGCUGACUUGUUGUAAAAGGAUAAAUAUGCACAUGAGGGUUAUGCAUCAUGUAAUGCUAAAAGACUGAGGCUAAAGCUUUAUGUCUUACAUGAAAUUUAGCAUGCUGUCCAUUUAAUGAGCCAGAAGACACUGGAAUAAGGGGGUAGCAUUCCUGUGCUAUGAGUCUGCCGCCUGUUGGAAUUCAACAAUGAAUUAAAACUUGCUCAUUCUAACAUUGUCCUGUUCAGUUGUUUUACUGUAGAAAAACAUAGCUAAGCAAUAUGCAGGUCAGAUUCAUGCUACCUUAUGUUUCGCUAAUGUCACCUGCAAUCCCACAUAAACAUAAUACAGUCAGCUAAAGAUAUCUAAUGAUACCCUCUUUGGCUUUGGAAGUAAUGCAAGGUUACUAUUGCAGCUAGUUAGCCAGGGAUGCUAACGUUUGCAGCGUAUGUUGCAAAUGAACCCAUUUCGUACAAUUUAGUUCCUGUAUUUUAGCUUUAAAAAGGCAAAUAAUACCAUGCACGCUGUUUGAGCAUGGAAAAAAAUCCAAAGCUUGUUAGCAAACGGUCAGUUUAAAUGUUAAAAUGUGUAAUGCUCCUUUGAUUGUUUUCAGCACUGGGAACCAUUAACCCCGUUUAUUUAUAUUGUUCAGUGCAUUUAACUUAAUUUACUCGCUCAUUUAUAUUUUCUGACAUAUGAGCUUUCUACAUUUAAGUUUGCUGCAGGUUUUGAUGAGCAAUCAAUAAUAAUAAUAACUUUGUCACAAAAUGUGAAAAUAAAA